UGGUCGCUCUUACUGGCUGCCGUUGGCCGUGUCUUCAACCUGUCUUUGUCUCAGCUAUUAUUGACCUGGUCACAAUGGAAGUCGGUCUGUUACCUCUGUCGCCCAUAAUAAGGUGGGUAUAUCCUCCUUAUUGUGACAUUGCUAUUGAUUCUGCUUCUUUCAUCUAUUGUUCUCAGGUGUUACUCUUUUUGUUUCUUCUUGCCUCGUCAUACAGCUCUUUAAUUUUUGAAUUCUGGUCAUGCAGUACAGCUUCUUGACAAUUGCCUUCUGCCCAUUCGAAUAAUCACUGCUGGUCAGGAUUAUUCUUUCUUUAACAUCUGCUCUGCCAUCUUUCUAUACCUUUCGUGAUAGACUUCUUUCUCAUUCUUCCACCAAAUCCCUCCCUACCCAUAUAUCAGAUUUUCGACAUGUUGUUUUCAAAAUCUGGUCGGACAAUCUUUCCACUUCUACCACCCUAUGGGGUUCAAGAUCCAAACGGCGUUCAAGGUCGAGUCUUUCCUGUACACCCUGAUGGCUCGACACCCUACCUAGGCCUGCGGGCGCGCCUUUCCCAAGUAUGGCUUAACCGCUGGACUGUCUUGCUCCUGCUAGUCCUGGCUCGAGUGCUGAUGGCUGCUUCGAGCAUAAAAACGGACAUGAAUCGAGCCAAAAGCGAGGCCCUAUCCGCAUGCACAAGCGUUGAAUCCAUGGGCGAUGCAAUGGUCUCUAUGCCCCAUUACCUGGCGGAGGGGGUCAAUGAGCUCACAGCAGACGGUGUCAAUGCGGCAAUUGAUGGCCUAAAGACGCUUCUCAUGCUUACCUUGACGGGUGUGGAGGAGUUGGUGAUUUUCUUCGUCAAAGUGAUGUACCAGACAUAUCUGUGCCUGUUCACGCUCGUCGUACAUGGUGUGGUUGAUGUUGGACUCAGCUUGAUUGAAGAUGUCACAGACGUUCUGAAUUCCACGGUCAAGACUGUGGCGAAGGAUAUCGCCAAGGUCACCGAAACAUUUGAGGACGACUACAAUGAAGUAAUCUCGAAGAUAAACGGGGUUGCCAGUUUAUUCGGAGGAUCAGUACCGACCUUGAAUAUCACCAGCGAAAUCGACAAACUGGAAAAUGUACAACUGCCUUCGUCCAUUGAUAAGGAUCUUCAGAAGAUCAACGACUCUAUCCCGAAUUUUAACGAGGUCAUGAACUUCACUGAGAAUGUGAUUCGUUUUCCCUUCGACGAAGUGAAGAAACUGGUCAACGAGUCACUAGGCAAUUAUACCUUUAAUGCCUCCGCCCUCCCUGUCCCUGCGAAAAAGACCCUGACAUUGUGCGACAAAAACGAUGGGAUCAACUCAUUCUUUGCCGGAGCAACCGAUAUAAUCCUAACUGCCCGCAAAAUAUUCAUCGCCGUUCUGGUCGUCGCUGCCAUCAUCGCUUGCGUUCCCAUGGCCUGGCAGGAGAUCCGGCGCUGGCAUACGAUGAAGGAGCGCUCCCAACUCGUUCGCAAGGAAGCUCAUGAUCCUAUGGACGUCGUCUACAUAGUCUCCAGGCCCCACACGGCAGCAAUGGGUAUCAAAGCCGCCAGUCGAUUCAGCAACAGCCGCAGACAGAUUCUUGUGCGCUGGGUGAUCGCAUAUGCGACCUCCCCCGCAGCUUUAUUCGUCCUCCUUCUCGCACUUGCUGGCCUUCUAUCCUGCCUCUGUCAGUACAUUCUUCUCAGCGCCGUCAAAAGAACAGUUCCGGAACUCUCCGCCGAAGUAGGCGAUUUUGCCGAAGAGGUCGUUAGCGUCUUACAAAACACAUCUGCUCAAUGGGCCAACGACGCCAACAAAGUCAUCAUAAACAUUGACGACGAGCUGAACGAUCAUGUAUUUGGCUGGGUCAACACCAGCACCGGCGCUCUAAAUGACACGCUAAAUACAUUUGUCAACAAAACAAUCGGGGUCCUCAACGACACCUUCGGUGGUACCCUACUCUACGAGCCUCUUCUCGACGUCUUCGACUGCUUGAUUGGCCUCAAGGUCGAAAGCGUCCAGAAAGGCCUUACUUGGGUUUCCGAUCAUGCCCACAUAGACUUCCCCCUCCUACCCAAUGACACUUUCUCGCGCGGCGCAGCAGACAGUAUCAACAGUUCCGAUGCAUCAGACAGCUUCCUCGCCGACGCCGGCGACGAAACAUCCAACAAGAUCACCGAAGUUGUAUACAAGGUCAUCAGCGCCCUAGAAAAGGCUCUCCUGAUAGAAGUCAUCAUUGCUUCAUGCAUCCUCCUGGUCUGGGUCAUCAACGCCAUGUUCGGCAUUCUCCGCGCCCUAACACUCUUCUGGGGCCGGGAUAAGAACCGCGGCGAGGGCGGACCUGCUCCUCCCCAUUCACGACCAAACCCAGGCUCGGGUCCGGACACAAAUGGUUUCACCGAUGUGCCCCUCACUACUCUGCCGAGUCACCGUGAUUCCGAAGAAAUUGCUGCACGCUCCCAGCCGGCACCCCGGUACGAAGUUGCGACUAGCCAGGGAAGCUCUGCCGCCGUGCUGAGCAGCGACUCGGAGUAUCCGGACGAGAAAGUCGGGUUCGCAGGCCAGCGCAAUGCUCUUCGAGUGGACGGAGUGUCGGAUCUGCGAGGAAGCAGCUACGUGGAGUAUGGAAUGGAGAAAUAUUGAUCUGCUACCUGAUUAAACGUCGAACUCGCCAUCCUACCAAUUCUUUUGUUUCUUAGCCAGCUUGUACUCAACUC
Molecule: messenger RNA, 2701 nt
Organism: Aspergillus neoniger CBS 115656
Lineage: Eukaryota; Fungi; Ascomycota; Eurotiomycetes; Eurotiales; Aspergillaceae
Gene: prm1
Product: pheromone-regulated protein PRM1
Exons: 1
Coding region: 408-2627 (739 amino acids)
Cellular component (GO): mating projection tip
Source: RefSeq, a predicted model, not a curated record